ACACAACCAAAUAUCAUUUUCGUAGUCAAAAUAAAUUCUGUGGGGACGACGGCUGUCAGAACUUCAGCGGAGCUGUCAAACGCCAAAGAAUCCUCGUCGGAUGUGGAUGCUGCUCGGGCUGAGGAGCGCGCGCGAGAUUUCGCAAACAUUUCAACGGGUUCUGCUCGGCUUGCUCUGCCGUUUUGCAUCUUCCGCGGGUUUAGUUUUUGAGAGGCUUCGAUAAGUGCCCAAAGUGAACAGAUUCGGAAUAGAACAGUUGCCGUAUCGUGCAAAGGACAGUCGUUAUUGAUUUAGCGCCGUGUUUUGAAUAAACAAGACUCGCUGGCGAGAAAAGGCGUGGGACCCGUCGUUCCAAUUGUAGUUCGGUGGCUCGCCGAGGGCUGGACAAUGGCCAUUUGUUUCUCGGUGGGCGCCUCCUUGUAGAGUGCCUCGGUCGUCCUUGCGGGAUCCUGUGUUGAUGUAAGUGCGAUGCGUGGUCUCGUCGCGGCCUCUUCGAAAUGGUUCUAACUACGGAAUGGUCCCAAGUCGAGGUGAUCGAUUUAAUAAACGACGGGAAUGGACUUGGGUUUAUGCUGGUCGGCGGGCGCAGUACGGGUGUCGUGAUCAAGGCGCUGAUCCCGGGCGGGGUGGCCGAGCGCGACGGCCGCCUACAAAGCGGCGACCACGUUUUGCAAAUUGGCGAUGUGAACCUGCGCGGCUUCAGUUCUGAACAGGUGGCUACGGUCCUGCGGCAGACAGGGUCUCAAGUUAGGCUGGUUGUUGCCAGGCCUGUGGAGCCUUCCGUCCCCGAGUACCAGGCGUUGGCUAGCCACGCACCCAUUAUCCCGACAAAGCUGCUCUCGGACCCGGAUGAACUGAGCAGGCAGUUGUACCAGAACCCUUCGUUUGCAACCGGCGCGGGUUUUCUCAACGCCCAGGAGAACGAAAUCCAACCGCUUUGCUCGGCGCAUCUAGAACUGAUGGGUCUACCCCCGAUUCCGUCAUCGGUGGAAAUUGCAAACGUCUCCCAAGUUCUUUCGCCAGGUUCCCCGCUCGUUCCAUCGAUUGUCACCAAUUUCAUUGAACUUCCUGAGACUGAAACGUACGAAGUGGAGCUUCGAAAGAAUGUUUACGGGCUAGGUAUCACCGUCGCGGGAUAUGUUUGCGAGGAGGAGGACUUAUCAGGCAUAUUUGUAAAAAGCAUCAUCGAGGGCAGUGCGGCCGAGAUGAGCAAGAAAGUGCAAGUGAACGACCGGAUAGUGGCGGUGGAUGGGAAGUCAUUGGCGGGCGUAACGAACCAUCAAGCGGUGGAAAUCUUGCGAAACACGGGGAUUAUCGUGAACCUUACUUUAGAGCGGUUUUUGAGAGGGCGGAAAUACGAACAUUUGCAGGUAGCACUGACUGAAAUCAAAAGUGAAACCCAGUCACAGCCAUCAUUGCCGCCUUCUCCGUCGAUCGCGACCCUGUCUUGGGCGCCCCCGAAAUCCGAUGCAGAUUCCGCUGAUACCGAAGACGGAGCGGAAUGCCAGAUAGAGUGCGAAUUGGCCUCGCAUGCCACGUUUGAUUCGAAUAUGUCUAUGGUCCUGGACAACUGCGAGAACAAUCAUAUAAACGAUGAAGAUAGUACUCCCAAUGGGAGCAACGAUAACGGAGUACCAAUCGGAAAUGGAGUGCAUGACUCAGAUCCAGACGCUGCAGAAGCGAGUGAAGACGGCGCGUCAAUUAACUGUGAUAGCGAAAACCUGGCGAGCCCCGAUAGCUCGAAACCAAAUACUCCAACUCCGACGCCCAGCGUCAAUUCCACGAACGCUCUGUGGCGUUCUGAGUAUCCGGAGAGCGAGAUCAUCAUGACUGACAUAAACAAGCUCUCCGGGCUGGGGAUCAGCUUGGAAGGCACUGUGGAUGUUGAAUGCGGCGUGGAGAAGCGACCGCAUCACUUCAUCCGAUCUAUCCUGGAAGAUGGGCCUGUGGGGAAGGAUGGGAAAUUGAAACCCGGCGACGAGCUCCUCCAGGUCAAUGAACAUAAGCUCCAAGGACUGACCCACACUGAGGUUGUUAAAAUCCUCAAGGAACUUCCAGCACAAGUGAAAUUGGUAUGUGCACGCGGGCCCAAACCGCCAUCCGUGAUAAACACCUCUCAAGAUCCGGAAGCCUUUGAAUCGCGUAGUUUGCUUCCUGGUGGCCACGAGUGCCUCAAAGGACUUCUGACCAAAGCGCAAUCGGAGAGCUCUUUAUACACGUCCAGCACAGCGACAUUAACGGACCAGCAGCGGUCAAAGUCGGUGGAACAAGUGUCGGGAUUGGCGCUCUGGAGCUCGGAAGUGAUAUAUAUAGAAAUUGAAAAAACCGAACGUGGCUUCGGUUUCUCGAUACUCGAUUAUCAGGACCCGUUGGAUCCGGAGGGAACAGUGAUUGUGAUUCGAGGACUCAUACCUGCUGGUUCGGCGGAGGCGACGAAUGCGAUAUUCCCUGGAGAUCGGCUAAUUUCCGUGGCUGAGCACAACUUGCAAGGGCUUACGUUGGACGAAGCUGUCAGUAUAUUGAAAGGAAUGCCUCUGGGAUUAACCAAGAUCGGAUUGUGUAGGCCACUCUCGAUGUCGGAUAAUAACAUAGCAACACCGGCUGACUCGCCCAGCUCGUAGUCGUUAGUGGACGAGUGGUAGUGAUCACGCCGCCUAAUAAUCUCGGAUGCGCACUCAGAUAUAUGUAUACUUUAGGGUAAAGUACUCGAUUGUGAUGUAGUGGAGUUUUUAAUGGAAAACAAGCGAAACACAAAUAUAUUUUAUUUCAAAUGUAAACACAGCAUAUCCGAACAAAUCUCGUGAAUUAGGGGAAGUACAGCAGACAUCGUUAGGCCCGAUACAUCUUCAGGGUUGUGUAUUGAUGAAAACGGAAACAGAUAAAAAUAAAUUAGGUCGCAUGUAUUCAACCACUGCUACAUAUAUAACAAUGUUCUGAAAUAGAAUUAAAUCAACAUAGGACGAAACACUAUUAUGAAUGCCUUGCUAAUAAUAUAUGUAAUUGAUUUUCUGUGCUAAAAAUAAAGCGAAUAUGGAGGAAUUAGAAAUACUUUAAACGAUAACGACUAAUUCGAAAUAUAUAUGUUACUGAUAAUGAUGAAAUUGGAAUGUUAACUAGAGAUAAUAUAGAUGAUUAUAGUUGAUUGCUAAAGUUUUAUUAGGUUAACUCGAAUAUAUCUGAAAUGAUUAUAAAUCGACCAAUUAUGAUUAGAAAGUAAAGUUAAACAAAAGAAGCUUAUUAGUGAUAUUAAAUUUAAUUGCGAAAUAAAUAGGUUAAAAUACAUAAAGAAUUUGAAACUUCUUUAAUACAAACGUUCGAUAAUCCGCGCAUGGAUUUACUUGGUUUUAACAAAAAUGUGUGUAAAUUGAACUUUUUUAGACCAUCCUAUUUCCUAGAAUAUAGAUAGAUUCUCUCAGUUCAUUUGCUAUCAUAUAUAAAGUUUUAUUGAAACUUUCCGGGAAAACCUAAUAUAAAGACAUAUCUGGCUAAUAAAUUAACUGCAUUAAUAUAGCACAUUUUCUAGAUAUUAUUAUACAAAAUGGAGGAAACAAUUUGAAAACUACUUAUGAAAGUUUCAUAAUAUUUUCAGAUUGAUUAUAUAAUAAAACUGAAGUGGGCAACUUCCUUCAUUGAGUGCUACUUUAUGCUGUCCUCCUACUUGCUUAAACACUGAUGCCGAAAAUUAUUUGAAGCAGCAGUUUUCUAAAGUUUCAUUGCCCCAGAAAUCCAUUAACUUCAGUAAUGAAGCAAUUGCGACAAUCGUGAAAUUAUUUGAUUUUCAUUCUAGUUUGACUUAAGAAGGUAGCUUUAGAGGGUUAACUCCUACAAAACAUUUUAUUAACAUGUGAUAAAUUGUGAAAUAUGAGCAGUUGUAAUGUUUGGUUAGGUAUCCAAUAGUGGUGAAUUCAACAUCUACGUAAAUCAUGGACAACAGGAAGAAAUAGGCAAAGGCCGUAGUGGCCCACCUUAUUUGACGCGGCCUUCUAGCUGAAUAUCUCAGAUUCGUUUACAUAUGUAUCGCAGAAUUCCUGUUAGUUGAUAUAAUGCUUCUCACUGCAGCUGCUGUGUAUCAGCACCGCAAAUCUAAUCUCGGAUGCUUCCAUAGACAGAUCCUUCACAAUAGGAAAUGUUCCAUGAAUUCUGCUUUCCCAUCUUAAGGUUAACACCUUGUAGAGUUUCUAUUCCGAACACAUGCUAACAAUACUUCUUCACUCAAAUCUUGUGCAAGAUGAUGCCACCUGCUGAGUGCAAAUGGAUUCACACACCUCUCACUAAAUUUGGCGACAAUUGAUUCAGCCGUUUUCGAGUAAAUCGGGUGUGACAGUCAGACAGAUGGACUGACAAACAUUGAAUCGAAUAUAAAAACGAAUGAUGACCAUUCUUACUCCUUACGCUGAUGCUAAAUUUUGUACAUCUAUGAUGAACCUAGUGGGAUUUCCCGGUAAACUUCUGAAAUAUUGUAAGAUUGUAAGACAUUAUUGAGCAGAUUUUCAGAAUUAGAUGUAUUUUAAGGCCCAGAUUUCAUAUAGAUGCAUCAUUUUAAUUUUUCCAGGUUUUUUGGUUGAAUGGGUUCUGUAAACGUGAUCUAACUGAACCCUUUCAUUUGAUACCUACGCGGCUAUAUGAACGAACAAAAAUGAACAAAAAUGUUGUACUCCUGUUUCACAUGUAUUGCCCCCCCCCCCUUAAGCUCAGAAAUAAUGUCAUAUGUGUGUAUUUACCAAAAUUUGACACUUUCCACAUAUAUCUUCUGAAGGCACAAUCAACCAUCCCCCCAUCCCCCCAAGAUUUCAAAAUUCCAAUUUACACCCUUUGCAAGAUAAAUUCACUAUUAGGAAAAUAGUAAAUAAAUAAUCACGUUUAAACAUAUCAAACUAACGAUAAAUGAGAUUAAUGCUUUCACAAACGAUACUAACUCUUUAGCAAAUCAAUUUGCUUAAAUUAACCCUUAAAAAAUUAAAAUGCUGAAUGAAACUUAGGGUCUGUCAAAUAAAAAUAAUACUAUUAAAAUGAUAAUUAACAAUUACAUAAAUGAGAUUAAUAUUCUUGUAAAUACUACCCGCUGGAAUAACUUUGAAUUUGGAAAAGUAUUGUUGUUAGUAUACAAGAACGUGGCAUUUGACAGUCUU
Molecule: messenger RNA, 5129 nt
Organism: Hermetia illucens (black soldier fly)
Lineage: Eukaryota; Metazoa; Arthropoda; Insecta; Diptera; Stratiomyidae
Product: patj homolog
Exons: 2
Coding region: 498-2621 (707 amino acids)
Molecular function (GO): protein binding
Source: RefSeq, a predicted model, not a curated record